Carassius gibelio (silver crucian carp) is the source of this 4166-nucleotide messenger RNA. RefSeq names its product purine-rich element-binding protein gamma. Gene Ontology annotation, cellular component: nucleus. Gene Ontology annotation, molecular function: RNA polymerase II transcription regulatory region sequence-specific DNA binding; purine-rich negative regulatory element binding; DNA-binding transcription factor activity, RNA polymerase II-specific. The coding region runs from base 287 to 1261 and encodes 324 amino acids. Lineage: Eukaryota; Metazoa; Chordata; Actinopteri; Cypriniformes; Cyprinidae. The record is from RefSeq and is a predicted model, not a curated record. Gene Ontology annotation, biological process: regulation of transcription by RNA polymerase II. The transcript has a single exon.
GAGUUCAUUCGCACUACAGCAGAAGCGCCCUCCAGAGAUUCACUCUCUCUCACACACACUCUCACUUCAGGAAUAUGUGUCAGAUGGAUGGUGAGGCGGAAAACAAGAGCGUUUAAAAUAUGGUGCAAACGGUACGCGCCUCCGCGCUUCGCUUGACCUUUCAUCAGGACAAAGGAAGUAGAUGAGCCGUUCUAAGCUACUGCCAUUUUCAGGUCAGUCGAGGAGACUCGCCGGUGCUCGAACUGUCGAUAAGCGGAAUACAGAGCGAAGCGAUGAAGCACCGUGAAUGAUUAUGGCCGAUAUUCAACGAAAGGGCACGGACAGAGGUAGAGGCAGCAUGACAUCAGUAUACUCGCAGCAGCACGCGAGCGGAAAACCGUCAGACAUUCAGGAGCUGGCGUCCAAGCGCGUGGACAUCCAGAAGAAGCGCUUCUACCUGGACGUGAAGCAGAGCACCCGCGGCCGCUUCCUGAAGAUCGCCGAGGUGUGGAUCGGCCGAGGCCGGCACGACAACAUCCGCAAGAGCAAGCUCACCCUCUCUAUGUCUAUGGCGCCCGAUUUGCGCUACUGCCUGGGCGAAUUCAUCGAUUAUUACGCGCACAUAGGGCUUCGAGGAAGCCAGGCGCCAGACCACCGGCCGGAGGGGCAGAGCAACGGUCAGGGACGGGCGCCGUACCCUCGCCUGAGAGCAGCGGAUCUGACGGCGUCCCCCAGCGGCUCUGCUGCGUCCGAGGAGCAGACGCACAGGGUGCUGAAGAGCGAGUUCAUCGAGCGGGACAAUAGGAAGUAUUACCUGGACCUGAAGGAGAACCCGCGCGGCCGGUUCCUGCGCAUCAGGCAGACAGUCAACCGAGGACACGGAAGCAUGGGUUACUACGGGCAGGGUAUCGAGCAGACCAUCGUGCUGCCCGCGCAAGGUCUCAUCGAGUUCAGAGAUGCGCUGUCUCAGCUCAUCGACGACUACGGUGACGACGAACCAGAGCGGGCCUGCGCGCGAGACCACGACGAGUCGCCCGAGCUACCCGAUGCCGCAUCGUUCCGCGUCGACAACAAGCGAUUUUACUUCGACGUAGGUUCGAACCGCUUCGGCGUCUUUCUGAAGAUCAGUGAGGUCCGGCAGCCCUACAGGAACACUAUUACCGUCCCGCUGAAAGCCUGGGCCAGCUUCGGCGAGAACUUCAUGAGGUAUGAGGAGGAGAUGCGGCACAUCUUCACCUGUCAUGAAGAGAAGAGGACAGGCACGGAAGAGCACGAGGAUUGACGAAAACUAACGUACUUCUGAUACUUUUGAUUGUUAGUUGUAUCUCUAGUCUCCUGCUGUACUAGCGGACGAUCGUGACCGGUGCCGGACAGGUGCAGUCUUUCAUUAGGUGUGUGUGUGUGUGUAUGAGAGCGCUUAGUAGAGCAUUGGGAUUUGGUGUUAUUACAUCCAGUACUUCUUCCCAGGCUUAACGUGUGGGGCUGCUGUGCAAUUUCUCAAAGCUGGGAAUCAAAUAAUCAAGGUCUUAUUAAGCACUUAUAUCAGAAAUGAAGUGCACACGAUCAAGUGCGGAAUAUUUCGAUUGUUCAAAGUGAAGUUUAUUUUAUUUAUUUAUUUUUUUUUAAGCUUGACUUUGUCAAUGAUAAAGAGAACUGCAAAAAUUUGCCAUUGCACAAAUACUGAUUUCCUCAUUUGAAAUUAGAAACCAAAAAGUGCAUUAAUAUUUACAAUAUUUGGAUGAAUUAUUUACACACUAGCCUAAUGAAAAAUACCUAACACAAUGAAGCUGCUCUAACUAUAAAGCAUCAAAUAUAUGACAUUGUGUGUCCAUGCUUUAGCAUACAUGAAUGGACACCUCAAUGUGACAUUUUUUAAAAGUUUUAAGUUUUUAAAAGUGGCUUUAAAUAAUGGAUUUUAAUCUCUCUGAUGAGACAAAAUCAUCAUUGAUAGGUGUGCAAUAUAUUAUUUUUUCCUGACAGUUGUUUUAAUAUAACUGAAUUUAGUUUAGCUUGGUUUGCAGGGUUAUGUGGUCAUAUGUGAAAUGCUGAAAAUAAUUGUCACACUGGAUUUACACAAACCUAAAAUAGGAGCAGACGCACAGGGUGCUGAAGAGCGAGUUCAUCGAGCGGGACAAUAGGAAGUAUUACCUGGACCUGAAGGAGAACCAGCGCGGCCGGUUCCUGCGCAUCAGGCAGACAGUCAACCGAGGACACGGAAGCAUGGGUUACUACGGGCAGGGUAUCGAGCAGACCAUCGUGCUGCCCGCGCAAGGUCUCAUCGAGUUCAGAGAUGCGCUGUCUCAUCUCUCUGAUGAGACAAAAUCAUCAUUGAUAGGUGUGCAAUAUAUUAUUUUUCCCUGACAGUUGUUUUAAUAUAACUGAAUUUAGUUUAGCUUGGUUUGCAGGGUUAUGUGGUCAUAUGUGAAAUGCUGAAAAUAAUUGUCACACUGGAUUUACACAAACCUAAAAUAGGUACCAAUGCAUUUAACAUGUCAUUCCUCUCAAAACAAUAGCUGUUUAAAUCUACUUAUCGUCAUACACAUAUUCUAUUGCAUCACUAAUACGUAAUCAUUUGUUUUUUAAAUAGUAUUUGAUCAAAUGUAAAUGUCCUUCACUUCAAAUUCACUGGAUUGAAGGAAAUGGUUUUUGCAGAUUUUGGCAGUUUUAAGUCUAUACUGAAAUUGGGCCUACUAUGCACAGUAUGCAUUUUGCAAUCUGAAUUGCUUUCAAAUAAAAUAUAAACAAUGUAGCCUAUUAUUAUGAAAACACAGGAUUUGUUAACUAGUUGCCUUUACUAUAACUUUUUCCUGGGGUUGUAGCAUUUAGAGACAUGGCUUCUGUUUAUUUGUACUGUAAUUAUUGUCCAGCUGACAGGAAAAGCAAUUCAUUUCAGCACUUCUUUUUUUCCCCCUGUAUUUGUAAAUCGUCUGUGUGUGUGUGUGUGUGUGUGAGAGAGAGAGAGAGUAUUUAUGUUUUAGCAGAAAAUGACUGAAUUAUGGAUCAAUUCUGUGGGUUAGUGUUAAGAUGCAUAUCUAUAACAGACACCACCUACAGGAAGCACUUUAUUCAAACAGCACUUUGAGCUGCUUCAUCUGCUUUACCACUGCAAAGAGAACCUUCAUUUUUGCCCCAUAUGUAAAGAUUCACAAUCACGCUCCCAGAUUAGCACCUCAGCCUUUCAGAAGUGCAUUCAUCUGUUUGCUCUCUGCACUUCUUGGUUCAUUUCGAUCAGGUUUGAUUGCAAUGUGUUAUUUCAAGGAUCUGAUUAGCAUAUCACUGACACCAAGUAUUCAGUCUUGCGAUUGUAUUGUUCUCUUUGUGUAGUUCGUUUCUUAUGACUGUCUGCACACCGAUUUCUUACAAUAAGGGCUGUUAUAAAAGGACGCAGUAUAUACUAGCCUGGGUCAUAAUGCUUAGUAUACAGAUUUCCUGUAUUUAUAAGGUAGGAAGGUUGAGGCAGUUAUUUUCACUUCAAAUUUCAAACCUUUUUUCUACCAGGCGCAUCAAAAUAUUUAGAUGGCACCAUCUGGUUGUCCUCUUUUAUCUAUAAAGUUGUAAACGUGUAAAGCUGGUGCAAAAUUGAUGAACCAUGUGCACUUUAAAAAUCAGUACAGGUUUGUUCCCAACAAAGAUGUUAGUAGAAGUAUACUUGUUAUACAUGUAUGUGCAAUGCAUGACCAGAAGAGAGCAGUGUUCGUAUGAUGUUUUUCUUGCUUUAUGUAUAGUCAGAAUAUAAAUAUUGUUAGUGUACACAAUUUACCACCCUGAUAAAGGCGCUUAUUUCAUUCUAAGUGAAUUAUUUGGGAAGACUGAUGUUUAUUUUCCUGUAGUGUUAGAGGAAACAGCUAUGUCAAUUUAUGAGGCCAUCUCAAAAUGCGAUUAUAUUGCAGCUAUAUCUGAGUUACUCAAAACACUUGAAUUCAUGAAAUUGGACUGUUAUGCAUAACAUGAAGUCAUGAAGUCACAGUUUUCAACCCAUAAGCCUUAAAAUCAUUACACUGUGGUUGAAAUGAUUGACUUUAGGGUUACGAAUUGUCAUUCCAACAUAGUUUGCCUUCAUCUCUAAAAUAUAACUUUUUGAAUGCAUGGUGUUAGAAAACAAAAUAACAGAUGAAAAGGUUUUUUGAAUGUGACAAUGUGACCAUGCAAAUAAAAUGAACAAUAAUACAAAGUAAAACAGAAAAACA